Messenger RNA from Strongylus vulgaris, 573 nucleotides. The record is from the annotation of a GenBank genome assembly. NCBI's taxonomy places the organism in Eukaryota, Metazoa, Nematoda, Chromadorea, Rhabditida, Strongylidae.
GACAGUCCUGAUCUAGCUAUCAUUGUCCGUCAUGUUAUGGAUAUUUUUGGAUCAUUUGGACCUCCUGAGGCGUAUAGGACAUUCUCUACCGAUUAUACAGCAGUAAUCGCAGAUGUUAUGCUGGAUAUUGAACGAUUAUUCAAAAUUCCCAUCAAAAACAUGGGUGUAGGAGGUAACUUAACUCGGGAUCUUGUGCGCGCCUUAUAUCGACGAGCCGAAACCGAGUUGCUCGCCACGAACCGCUGGGUGGAAGCAUUACCAUUUGCUGUGAUUGAGCAGAAUCAACGUCCUUCUAAGUUCUUCGACCCAUUGCGGACACCAUUUGAGAUCAUGUUCGGCCGCCACGCUUGGAGAGAUGAAGUGUGUCCGCCAUGGGUCAAUCCUUCACCGUUGGAAGAUGGGGAUUUGGAACAGCCACGUAUGAGACCUGGAAAGAAAACUAAAAGGAGAUUUAUGGAGGAUGGGGAAGAGGAGUUUGAGACUUCUCAUCUAGACACCGUGAAAGAACUGAAGAUGUAUGCGAAUUCAUUGGUGGAAAGCAGAAAGAGAGUGAGCCGUCAUUUUUUUCUUUGA